Molecule: messenger RNA, 818 nt
Organism: Photinus pyralis (common eastern firefly)
Lineage: Eukaryota; Metazoa; Arthropoda; Insecta; Coleoptera; Lampyridae
Gene: ytr
Product: U4/U6.U5 small nuclear ribonucleoprotein 27 kDa protein
Exons: 2
Coding region: 126-581 (151 amino acids)
Biological process (GO): RNA splicing
Cellular component (GO): precatalytic spliceosome
Source: RefSeq, a predicted model, not a curated record
GUUUGCGCUUGCGUAACGAAAAAUAAACACAACGAAACGACAUUUUUCAGUGUCAAUUGAAAAUGUCAAAAAUUCGUUUUAUUUAAGAAAUUUGUGUGUUGCAGCAGAGAUUUUAAAAAUGAGUAAUGGGUAGAAGUAGGUCCAGAUCGAAAUCGCCUUCCAGAAGAAGGGAAAGGGAGCGAGACAGAGAGCGAGAACGUGAAAGAGAUCGUCGACGGAGAAAGAGAUCAAGAGAUAAAUCCAGAGACAGAUCCAAAGAAAGGGAUAGGAGAAGGCAGCAUUCCCAUGAUAGGGAUAAUCGACGAAGAUUUUCUCGUUCUAGGUCGAGAUCACUCGACAGGGAAAAGAAAAAAUCUAACUAUGUUGAUAAACCAACAAUUACUGCGGCGGAUUUAGAGGGGAAAACACCAGAUGAACAAGAUAUGCUUAGGAUGAUGGGAUUUUGUAAUUUUGACACUACGAAGAAUAAAAAAGUUGAUGGAAAUGAUGUAGGAGGUGUUCAUGUUAUUCUAAAAAGAAAGUAUAGGCAAUAUAUGAACAGAAAAGGAGGUUUUAAUAGACCUCUUGAUUUUGUUGCGUAAUUAAAAUUUCUGUAGGUAAUAUAAUGUGUAGAUCCUCAGGUGGAAAAGUUAAUAAUUUAUCGAACAGUACAUUUACAACUUAUGUAAGUACAUUUUAUUUUUAGUAUGUGUAUUACCUAUUAGGGAAAUUAAUUUUCGUUGUUAAUUUGUGGUGUGGUUAUAAUUGUAAAUUGGAUAUGUAAUUAUUGGAUAAGCUGCGAUUAUUAAUUAUUUCAAAUAUAAAUUCACAUUACGCUA